Porites lobata is the source of this 1182-nucleotide messenger RNA. The record is from the annotation of a GenBank genome assembly. Lineage: Eukaryota; Metazoa; Cnidaria; Anthozoa; Scleractinia; Poritidae.
GGUCGUCGAUAUUUAAAGGACGAUGCUAUUCCCUCUAUCUUUUCAUGGUCGGCAGCAUCCCCUAAGCGAAAAUCACCACGUAAGAGGUCACCAAGCGAUUCCGUAGCUCAUGAUCAGAAGCCAUCCUGCAGUAGCAAAAAUGACCGCAACUCGGAAAUUGAUGUGGAUCAAAUCAGCCAGUUACGUACGCACAUUGCUCAACUUGAACAAGAAAAGAAUAUGCUCCAACUUCACAAUAAACAUCUUUCGAAAACUGUCGAUGAACUUCUCGCAAACCAGUUUGGAAUAACAAAAUUUAUGGGUGAAGACUCGGACAUCAACUUUUACACCGGCUUCCCAAAUUAUCAAACACUACUGGCUUGCUACAAUUUCUUAAAUCCAGGGGGAAAUGGUGAGAACAUUGUUUACAUCACUAGUGCGAACGACGAGUUAGAGUCUCCGGCGUUUCCAACCAAUGAGAUUAACCGGGGAAACAAACCCGACAGACGUCGGAAACUAAGUACUCUGGACGAGUUUUUUAUCGUCCUUAUCAGAAUGAGGCUUGGAUUAUUUGAACUUGAUUUGGCCCAUAGGUUCAGGGUACAUGUAUCUACAAUUAACAGAAUUUGCAUAUCCUGGAUCAAUUUUCUGUACUUAAAAUUCGGUCACCUCAACAUUUGGCCAGACAGAGAGACAAUAGAUAAAGCAAUGCCCCAGUCUUUCAAGGAUAAGUACCCCAAAACAAGGGUUAUUAUUGAUGGGACAGAAAUCAAAUGUCAAACCCCUUCCUCUUUGGUUCUGCAUAGUGAAACUUUCUCUACGUACAAGAGUCAUACGACAUUUAAAGGUUUGAUUGGCAUUGCACCGAGUGGCCAUAUAACAUUCAUUUCGCAACUUUAUGCUGGGAGUAUUUCAGAUAGAGAGUUAACUGUCAGGUCGGGGCUACUCAGCUUACCUUUUUCCCGUGGUGAUGUAGUAAUGGCUGACAAAGGCUUCACUAUUUCAGAUCUUCUGGAGCCCAUUGGUGUUGGCUUGAAUAUCCCCCCAUUUCUUGGUUUAAGAAGUCAACAGACCCCUUCAGAAGUUAUUGCGACUCAGGAAAUUGCGUCCGAGCGUAUUCACGUGGAAAGAGCGAUAAACAAAGUAAAGAAUUUCCAAAUUUUUAAUCAAGUCAUUCCACUGUCGUUAGCUGGUAGUCUAAAU